Strongylus vulgaris is the source of this 792-nucleotide messenger RNA. The record is from the annotation of a GenBank genome assembly. NCBI's taxonomy places the organism in Eukaryota, Metazoa, Nematoda, Chromadorea, Rhabditida, Strongylidae.
AUGCGCGAGGAAGACAGCUCGGAAUCUGGACAGGAAAGUGAUGUUCAGCUGCCUCCUUCUGCCGGUAUCAUGGGAGAUGGUCAGGCUGGAGGGUCAGGGGCCCUUGCUCAUGAAGAAGUUGAUGCCGUAUUAGCAGCUGCUUACCUUCCUAUGGAUCCCAUAGAGGUUCGAUUCGCUCGCUGUGAGGCACUUGCUGCGCAUGGAUAUAUACCGCAGGCAACUACACUAGCUCUUCAGCUUUCCAAGUAUCUCGUUGGCCACCUCCAAGACCUUUCGGAUGUCGAAGAUGCUCGCUCACAUCAUAUCCUCAGCACCGAUGAAGCCAAUCAUGCAGGGAUGUUCACUUUUUUGUUAAACGUUCUACAAUGCCCUAAAUAUCCGAUGGCGACUAAAUAUCUUCAAGUGAAACUAUAUUAUUUGGAAGGUGAAAUCGUGUCCCUUCUCCAAACUGCCAAUGUAGAAGAUCACGAGUUAGAACAGCUCAGAGAUGCAGCUGUGCAAAUGGCUACUGCUGUAGCAUCGCAAAUUGUACCUCCUAUAGCUUUGGCACAUUUCAUUCUCGAUAGAUUGAGUUAUUCUUUCAACGUUUGCGAACUGGAUCAGAAUGGUCAACCAACUGCAAGGGUAAUCCCCGCUCGAGUGAGUUCGCGCCGACCACAAGAUGACGACCUUGCCCUGAAAGCAGCUUUGGACGCCAUUGGUGCGCGUCCCUUAUUUUCCGAAGAGGAUUACCCAUUGCUAAGUGAAGCAGCGCGUAGACAGAAAGGCGAAUUGGCCAUUGCUUUGCUAACA